UCAGUUUGUUAAGACGAUUUGUAUUUUAUACAGUAUCUGUAUCGGCGUUCGAUAUUCAUGAUGGCGGACGAAGGUGCUUCUUCAAGUAGCAAUUCAGUUGAUGAAGUUGAUGAUAGACAAGAAUGUCAACAGCCAUCAUAUACCUCUAGUUUUACAUCGCAUGUUACAAAUGACAGUGGUGCUGCAGUUAGUAGUUCUGGUCAUAUAACGUGUGGCAGCCAAGGAAUGGUAGGCAUGUCCCGAUUAUCGUGCAAUCCAUUUGCUAUUAAAACAUCUACGCCAACUCGAAGUGUGGCAGAUAGUACAGAUAAUAAAGAAUCUAGGCCUCUUGUAGCUCCGCCAACUUUAAAACUGGGUAAUUCUGAUAGUGGUAUAUCAACGUCAGCUCCUAAAAUUGUAUUAAGGCCAUCUGCUCUGUCAGUGCAGGCAGAAAAACUGAAACUUAUGAACAAACAUGAUGGCUCAAAACAAGAAGGAAAAGAAAAUUCAUCUGACGAAAGCAACGUAGCUAGAGAUGUCCGUAUAAAUGCUUGUGAAAGUAAUGGGAAAAUUUCCAAAGCAGAAUUAUUUGCUUCUGGAAUUUCCACUUCAACAGAAAUGUCUGGAGCUGCAUCUCCUUCAAAAUCAUCUUCAGCAGAAAAUACAUUUAGCUUAUCUGGGAAAAAUUCUGAUGAUCAGUCGCCAAAUGGUAGUUUUAUUUUUGGUCAGAAUCUACAUGAAAGAGCCUUGAAUUAUGAUUCACAUUGUGAACAGCCUUUAUCUCCGACAGACACACAUAAUUUAACGUUUGAAGAAGCUGCUCUAAAGAAGGAGGAAUUAGAAAAAAUGGAGAGGCAAAAUCAAGAAGAAAAUUUAAAAAGUUUAUCUGAAUCUGCAAAAGAAUAUGAGUCAAAGCAAGUCAAAAGAAAAUUUGAUGAAGUCACUGUUAUAACCGGCGAGGAGGAAGAAUCAAAUGUUUUACAGAUCAAUUGUAAAUUAUUUGCUUUCGAUAAAAUUAAUAUGAAUUGGCAAGAAAGGGGUAGAGGUAUUUUACGUUUAAAUGAUAGAGAGCAUAAAGGACAUCUGCAUUCAAGAGUUGUUAUGCGUACUCAAGGCAGUCUUCGUGUGGUGCUAAAUACAAAAGUCUGGGCUGGUAUGUCAGUUGAACAUCCUAGCCAAAAAACUGUGCGCUUAACAGCCUUUGAUCCUCAGGGAGUUAAAGUUUUUCUUGUAAUGGCUCAACCAAAAGAUGCUGAACAGUUAUUCAAUGCUUUAGACUGGAGAGUGACAGGUCUGAGGUCUAGAGAAGAUUAUUAUCUCAGGAAAAGUGAAAACCAGUCAACAAUAGAAGAAGCUACCAGUUCUUCCACUCUACCAGAUGCUUCUUGUGAUGACAGUUUUCAUGGCUCUCCUAUAAAACGAAGUCGUACAUCAGAAAGUGGUGAUUUUGGAGCUGACAGUAGCACAGAAAUAAGUAUUGUAGUGCAUGAUACAACUGGUGAAACUGGAUCAGAUGGUUUUGCUGAUUCAACUGAUGUUCAGUCAUGAAAAGACAAAUGAAACAAAUAAACUGAGCUGAAGAAAAGCCAUCUCUGUUUUGCCAUAUUUUUUAUGGUUACCUUUUAUAUGUUGAAGUAAAAAGCGCUGUUUCAUAUUGGACAUUCAAUGGCAGCGUUUAGUCACGUGGAUAGACUUUAUAUAAUACAAAACUCAUCUGUUUUUGUGAAUUAGACUGCCUUUCCAAAUAGGUCCAUGAAAUGCCAAGCUUGAUAUGUUCAGUCCACUAUAACAACCUACUUAUGGAAAUUGUAUUUUAGGUUUGAAAUUGCUGAUUUUUGUAUACUUCCAGUUUUCUUAUUUUUUUAAAAAUGUGAAUGGGGGGGGGGAGGGAAGGAGUAUUUCAGCUUAAAUGUAUAAAACUAGGUUUCUUUUACCUACUAGCAUAACUAUUUAGGUUAAUUGAGGAAAUAUUUUGUUACUGAUUUAUAAUUUUAAUUAAAUUUCCUUUGUACUUUUCAUACUUAAAUGUUAGUACCUUUCUUUUAAUACUGUUGUUAGGAUUCAAAUUUCAUGAAGCAUUGCAAAGAAAAUAGUGCUCUGUGAUUAAAUUUUGUGCCUUGUGCAUAAUUUUAUUUUGUGUAAAAAUACUUUUAAUUUUUUAAAAUUUGAAUUAAGAUCCAAAUUUUGAUAAUGGCCAGCUGGGAAGAGGUUUUAAGUUGAAUUCCAUGUUUUGCUAUUUUAUUAAUGUUUUCAAUUAAAGUACCUAUUUCCAUAUAAGUUUGUUAUAUUUUAGUAACUUUAAAUGUAGCAGAACUUAAUCAUACGUAGCAUGUAUUUUACUUUCUUAGUUAUAAUGCAUUUUAUUUUGGACAGUUAAUAAAAUUUGUGGACAUAACAUUGUAUAUUGUAGCAUUCCAUCGAAACUUAAAGUUUUGUGUAUUGUAUAUCAAGCUAGUGCAUUAAAAAACUUUGCCUUUAUCCACUAUGCAUUGUGUGACAGAUGUGGAUGUAAUAUUAAAAGUACUGUCAUUUUCAUAAAAAAAGCCCAGUUGGUUCUAAAUUUAGUAUUUGAAAUAUUCUGAAUAUGCACCAUGUUUAUGUUUGUUCUGAAAAAUCAUCAAUGAUGUGCAAACAUAAGCAAAAUAAAGAAUUAUUUAUAAGUGGUA
Stegodyphus dumicola is the source of this 2645-nucleotide messenger RNA. RefSeq names its product ran-binding protein 3 (gene RanBP3). Lineage: Eukaryota; Metazoa; Arthropoda; Arachnida; Araneae; Eresidae. Gene Ontology annotation, biological process: protein export from nucleus. The record is from RefSeq and is a predicted model, not a curated record.